Messenger RNA from Cyprinodon tularosa, 471 nucleotides. RefSeq names its product C-type lectin domain family 4 member E-like. NCBI's taxonomy places the organism in Eukaryota, Metazoa, Chordata, Actinopteri, Cyprinodontiformes, Cyprinodontidae. The transcript is spliced from 4 exons. The coding region runs from base 1 to 471 and encodes 156 amino acids. The record is from RefSeq and is a predicted model, not a curated record.
AUGGAGCAAAGUUAUACAGAAAAUGAAAUAUGUUGGAAGUGUGAAGCAGGCUGGGAGCAACAUGGAGGAAACUGUUAUUAUUUCUCCACUAAUGAAUCCUCCUGGAAGGAGGGCAGACGUUUGUGCAAAGAUCUGGGAGGAGACCUGGUGAAGAUAGACAGCAGAGAUGAGCAGAUGUUCAUUAAAGAAAAACUGGUACAUAUGAUGAAGAACGAUGAGGACAAGUUCUGGAUCGGACUGACAGACUUAGAGGAAGAAGGCAGAUGGUUGUGGGUGGAUGGAUCUCCACUGAACACGAGUUUGAGCUUCUGGACUGAUGGCCAACCAGACAACUGGAGUAAGAACAUCCUGAAACAAGCUGACUGUGUGAGGAUGGGACAGAUAGGAGGAGCUGAUGAAUUAAAGUCCUGGUUCGAUACGUCCUGUGACCUUCAUCAGAAAAGCAUCUGUGAGAAAACAGAAAAAACUUGA